This is a messenger RNA of Anthostomella pinea, 285 nucleotides long. The record is from the annotation of a GenBank genome assembly. Lineage: Eukaryota; Fungi; Ascomycota; Sordariomycetes; Xylariales; Xylariaceae.
AUGUCGAGCAAGUACGCCUUCACGAAAACCCUCAGGGAGGUCCGCUUCGCUUUCUGCCCAACAGGCCAGAGCAGCACCGCCCUCAAGACGUUCCUAACGAGAGCCUACCCGACCAUGAAGAAGAACAACGCGCACACGCCCAUCCUGCUGCGCGAGGCGACUGGAACGCUGCCCAAGGUCUAUGCGAGAUACGAGUUCGGAAAGGAAAAGAGCCAGUCAUUAGAAGGGCUAUCGGACAAGCAGAUCGAGGAGGCCGUCACAACGUUGGUGAAGAACGAUGUAUGA